Lepus europaeus (European hare) is the source of this 635-nucleotide messenger RNA. Its product is annotated as calcyclin-binding protein-like. The record is from RefSeq and is a predicted model, not a curated record. Bases 1 to 582 code for a protein of 193 amino acids. Gene Ontology annotation, cellular component: nucleus. Gene Ontology annotation, molecular function: tubulin binding; ubiquitin protein ligase binding; S100 protein binding. Gene Ontology annotation, biological process: heart development. The transcript has a single exon. NCBI's taxonomy places the organism in Eukaryota, Metazoa, Chordata, Mammalia, Lagomorpha, Leporidae.
AUGGCUUUGGCUUUGGAAGAGCUACAGAAGGAUCUAGAAGAGGUGAAGGUGUUGCUGGAAAAGACUACCAGAAGAAGAGUCCGUGAUGCCCUUACAGCAGAGAAGUCCAAGAUUGAGACAGAGAUCAGGAACAAGGUGCAACAGAAGUCACAGAGCAAAGCAGAAUUUGACAACGAGAAGCUGGCUUUUGUGGUUGCUCCCAUCACAGCGGGCUAUACAGUGAAGAUCAGUAAUUACGGAUGGGAUCAGUCAGAUAAGUUUGUGAAAAUCUACAUUACUCUAACUGGAGUUCAUCACGUUCCCACGGAGAACGUGCAGGUGCAUUUCACAGAGCAGUCAUUUGAUCUUUUGGUAAAGAACUUAAAUGACAAGAAUUACUCCAUGAUCCUGAACAAUCUGUUGAAACCUAUCUCAGUGGAAGGCAGUUUAAAAAAAGUCAAGACUGACACAGUUCUUAUCUUAUGUAGAAAAAAUGCAGAGAACACCCGAUGGGACUACCUGACUCGGGUUGAAAAAGAAUGCAAAGAAAAAGAAAAGCCCUCCUACGACACAGAAACAGACCCUAGUGAAGGACUGAUAUGAAUGUGCUGAAGAAGAUUUAUGAAGAUGGAGACGACGACAUGAAGCGAACUAUC